Messenger RNA from Saccostrea echinata, 4214 nucleotides. Its product is annotated as probable syndecan. The coding region runs from base 131 to 1297 and encodes 388 amino acids. The transcript has 9 exons. NCBI's taxonomy places the organism in Eukaryota, Metazoa, Mollusca, Bivalvia, Ostreida, Ostreidae. The record is from RefSeq and is a predicted model, not a curated record.
GUCCGGAAGCCAUAAUAAGUCAUACUGGAAAUAAACACUCAAGUAUUUUCCUUUCUUAAAGUGUUUCGGUUUUAUAUGAAGAGACCAAGAGUUAAUUCAAGAAUCAAGAAAAGUUAAUUGACGUUCUGUCAUGCAUACGAAUUUCGUACUUGUAGUGGUAAUAGGGAUUUUUUUGACUUCCCAAACAGAGGGAAUUCGACUUGACACAAUUCAGAAUGGUGGAUCACAGUCGGGGGAUGGAAUCCUAGAUAUAGAUAAUGGUAGUGGAGUUGGUCCCACCUUUACAGAUGAUGAAGAUCUGGGGGAUGAAUCCUCAGGAGAAGGCUCAGGGUCUGGACUUGCUCCUACCAAAAUCCCUCAUGAUUUGUCAACAAUUCUUCCAACCACAACUCGUUCCUUGACUGCAUGUGAACAGCUCAGAUUAUCAGCAGAAAACAUAACGACAGAUGUCUAUAGACCUAAGUGCACAGUGACUGGAGAGUAUGAGCCUUUACAAUGUCACAGAAGGAUGUAUAACAAAGAAUGCUGGUGUGUGGACAGGUUUGGUGAUGAAGUAACAGGCUCAAAGAUGAUGCAGCCAAAUGUUCCAGAUUGUAUAACAGGAAAAGGUCUAAAGCCUUGUGUUUUCCAGUUGCUAAAAAAGAAGCAAGGUCUUUUGGGAGUUUAUCAUCCACGAUGCACCAUAGAUGGAGAAUUUGAGAAGAUUCAGUGCCAUGGAUCUGCUUGUUGGUGUGUGGAUGUAAAUGGUCUUGAACGACGGGAAACUAGAGUAUUUCAGCCAGAAGUUCCUAACUGUAUAGAAACUACAAAAGCAACCAUGCCAUCAUCAACUACAACAUCCCCCAAAACAGAAAAUCCCACACCAGAACCAGUGCCUCUAACAGAAAAGCCAGAAGUCAAAGAAAAGUCAGAUAACAAAGACAUUCAUAAAUACACACCAAAUAUAGGAGAAGAUGAGAAAAAUGAGGAUCGAAAUAUCAUCAUUCCUGGCAUAAAUGGGGUGGCAAAGCCUGUUGAUCCCAAUAUGAAUAAUAGACAUGACAUAGACAAGGAAGAAACUGACCAGGGUAGGGCAGAGAGUCAGGAAUCUUCUCCUAUUGUUUACAUUAUGGCUAGACCAGGAUUACUAGCAGCUGUCAUUGGUGGAGCAGUGGUGGCACUGUUGUUGACCAUUUUGCUUGUGAUGUUCAUUGUUUAUCGUAUGAGGAAGAAGGAUGAAGGUAGCUACCCACUGGAUGAGCAGAAAUACACAAAUUAUUCAUAUAUGAAAGCACCCGAUAAAGAAUUCUAUGCAUGAUGAGAUGAAAAGAUCAACACAAAUUCAUUCUGUCUGAGCAUGAUAUUUUUAACUGUGUCUUUAACUUUCAUGCCAAAAAAGUAUUUUCAGUUUGUAUUCCAGUUUGCACGUAUGGACCAAAUAAUGCAGCGAUAACUGUGCUCUGUAAAAUGAAUAGCGAAUAUUAUUUUCUAGUAAAUGUGCGAGUUUUGUAUCAUUACUAAAGAGUACCUUUGUUAUAAAGCAGCUAUGAUUUUGAGCCAUGUACAUAAUGCAAAGAUUGACUGCACAAAUCCAACACUCAGUCCAUCUUCAUGUUUGCAUUGUUAAAUUUGAUGUAUAUGUAUUCAAAGAAAGUUCUUUUGAAUAUGUAUUCAGAGAAGGUGACAAACUACAAUGUAUUUCUUUUUUACAAUCAGGUUUCUAAUUUUGCCUGUCAGGUUUUCAUACUGUCCAUGUUUCUGCUUUGAUUGUUGAUUAUCCAAAGACUAUUAUUACUCUUAUGUUUUUCUACUUAAUAUUACAAGUAAUAAGAAAAAGAAGUGCCUAAUUUGCUGGAUAAAUGUCACUCAUUUUUGAAACAUUAGGGUAGUACCCAAUAGUUGUAUUUUCGGUUAACGUCUGGCAAACGUUGAGUAUAAAAACUGCUUUUUUCUUUUAAUUGUUGUAUUAUAAAGUGAUUGCUUUUAUAUUUUGUUCAAUCAAUUAAAUGAAAAAUUCAGGCAUAGUGCUGUUAGUGUCAUAUUAAAUAUCAUAUUUUAAAAAAAUGAUGAAAAAAGGUGACUGUUGUUAAAACUAAGACAUAAGAGACCAACUGCUUUAUUAUGAUGCAGCAUAUAUCAAGCUGUUUCACUGGUGAGUGUCAGCUGUAAUUUUUUUUCAAUAAACUGUAUGCAAGGUAAACCCUUAACUAAGAACUUGGUUGUUAUGCCCAGUGUGGCUACUAUACAGUAUGGGUUGUUAAAGGAAUUGUUACGUGUGUACAUUAACAGGUACUGGAAUUCCACCUAAGUAUGUUGUGUUUCUAAAGUCAACAUAUUUGGAGACUUCUUUGCACAUUUGCUUUCAUUCUCUCAGAAUGCUUUCCAUGGUGCAACGUUAAAAUGUUGUGAAAAUGUAUUUUUCAGUACCCCCUAGUAACCUGAAGGACCUCAUUUCACUGUAAAUAAAGCUUAUCCCACCGCACCUGUAUUUAUUUAUUUUUUCUUUUACAGUUAGAAUUAAAUUUUUAAAAAUGUAAGAAAAUCACUAAAUUGUGAUGUUAACUCUUACAAGAGGCCAGUAGAGUGCACACUGGUUGCUAGUGGGUUACUGUUUGAUUUUUUUUCCCAAAAUAUUUUAUUUUAUUUUCAGAUACUGUUAUUUUUUUCCCACAAAAAAAAAUAUUUUACUGUUUUAUUGAUUUACAUAAAUUUAUUUUCAAAUACUGUUGUUUUUUUUUUAAGAAAAAAAAUUGAUUGGUGACUUUUUUAACUGUUUGUUUUGGUUUGUGAUCAGAUGUGUCUUUUUUGUGUGUAAUUAUGCCUAAUUGUGAUGUAAAUAAGAAUAAAUAUUAAUUUUACUAAUAUCUCAAGUAGUUUUAGGAUCAUAUUUUCUGGAAACUUUCUUUGACUUUUUGAUGUUUAAACAUGGGCCACUUAGGACUAACCUGUCUGUAUAUGUUAAGAUAAAGUUUUAGACACUCUUGCAUGGACUAUACAGAAUUUAAUAUCUGUAUUAAAGUAGUAGUGGUGGCAUUCAAUCAUUUUUGGAUCCCAGAGCGAUUAAGGAAACAAAAUUUUCAAUGCUGGGACAUAUGUGCUUCAUAACAAUGUCAUGAUAUUUUAUAUGUAUGGAUUGUAAUCUACCAUGUUAAAAAAGGAAAAUUUGCAUAAUCAUGUAUUCAUUUUCAUUUUUAAGUCUUGUGGAUCUGAUGUAUAAGUUAAAGUCACAGGCCAUGUUUUGUAUUUGUCAUGUUUUCAUGUCUAGAUAUUGCAAGAUGUUGGACAAUUUUUUAAAUACAUUUGUUCUCCCUUGGCUAAGAGACAGGCAAUGUGUUUUUUUUAAUUAUGUCCAUUUCAAAUAUGCAGGUAAACUUUUUUUCUCAAAUUUUUUUUGCAAAUCAGGUAGGUUUAUUUGUAGGUCAUGCAAUAUACACCGUAUCAUAUGGCUGUGAAGGACAUUCUUAGGUGAUAAAGUUUUUGAAGAAAAAUAACAUAAAUCUGUUGAUGUCAGGAAAAACAAACUUUCAGGAAAAAAUGGGGAUGUGAAUUCACUCAGACUUUAAAAUUUCUGCCAAUAGAUGAUCUCUUUAACAUAUUUUAUGAAAUCAGUUCAAAUUUAAAAUUUUUAUAUUUUACUAAUGAUAUUUUUUUUUCCAAAGCGGAAGUUUAUGUCUAAAGAAGUUUUAGCUGAUCAAUGUGUUUUUAUUUGUAAGACAGCAAUUUAGAUCGUUUAACAGAUGCAUUUACUUCAUGAAAUUUUCAAUAUCAUCAUACAUGUAUUUGUUUCCAUCAAUAUUCAUUUAUGAUUUCAUAAGAUUUUCAAGAGAGAGACUGUUUAGAAAUACAUGUACUUAUAAGCAUAAGAACAACGUGGGUGGGGAAAAAUGUUUUUCAUCCAAUAAAAAAAGAUGUUUUUUAACAUAUUUUUAAAAGCAUAGCUUUCAAUAAAUGUCCAAGAGAAAGCUGAUUUUUUUUCCCAUGGGAAUUAUUUUUUUUUAUUGUUUUUUUUUGACAAAGCGUGACACAAAAAAAUUAAAUAAAUUUUACCAGAAUUCUUAUUGUGCUAUAUAUUAUUAAAAAAAACAAAACAUAACUUAGUUUCUUUUCUCUGACUUUCUGUUCUGUCUUGUUAAGGGCAACUAAAAACUUAUUUUCUUUUUGUAAAAUUUAGAAAAAAUCAAAACAUUUAAAUACUUGAUAGUUGUUAAAUUAUUUUCAUGCUUUCCUUUUUUUUA